AUGACAUCGACAUAUUCGGCAACAUGGUCCCCUACAGAAGGCGAUCAAGCAGUUCUCCUCCUUACCCAGGCGUCAGAAGAGCGGAGACAUGGCGAGGUGAAGACAAUAACGACACCAGCCAAGAUAAAACAAGAUAAAUGGACGUAUGAGGACUACAAUAGCGUCUUGAAGCAAAUUGUCGGCCCCGGAUCCGUACCUGUUGGCGUUAUUGAGAGCGUCCUACAUCUUUACAAGAUGUAUCAGCCAAAAAAGGCCCGAACAGGAUCCUUGAAAUGGCGCAAGUCAGCGACGGAUGAUGAAACGGAUUCUCUGAUGGCCGAUCUAAUGACAACAGCUUUGACAAAUAACCGACUUGAUCAACUUCGAGCUUUAGCUCACUCCGUUAGCUCGGCUGUUGUCAGCAGAGUCAUUCCCAUGGCGAUUUGCACAGAUAAUAUACAUGGCCUCCAGGUUCUCAUGGAGGAGAAGGCUGAUACAAAUACCUUCCCGGAGGGCUUUUUGGGAUCUAUUGUAGCCGGAAAGCUGGAUCUUAUCCGUCUCUUACUUCGAUCGCAAAGACCUGUUUCAGAUGCUAUCACCACACAGGCCUUACCCGCUGCAGUCAAACUUGGCAACGUUGAGGUGGUCCAGUUGCUUCUCGCCCAUGGAGCCAAUUCUAAUCUCGAUAACGGCAUAGCACUGAAAAAUGCAAUUGAUGCCGACCGUGGUGAUAUCAUCAUCUUGCUUCUGUUAUGCAAGAUACCUCCCGCUGGCGCUCUGUUAGGAUCGAUGGUAUCAUAUGUGUGGUCAGCACCUCACAUUUUUGCCGGACGCCAAUACCAACUUAUUGAGAUAUUAUUGAAUGGAGGUGCCUGCGGCAACGAUGUUGAUGGUGUCUUAUUCGAUUCUGUCACGCACCGUUGGAGCAAUUUAGUGCAGUUGCUGAUGAGAAAAGGAACUUCUAUUACCUGUUGUGACGGCCAAGCUUAUAGAGAAGCAGUACGUGCCGUUGAUUACGACAUGCUUGAACUUCUCAACGGGGACGAUUUAGGGAAAGACUUAGCAAGCGACAUUUUUGGCUCCAUUGGCAGCACUCGGUAUGGACAAGAAAUAUCACCGGAUGACUGGUGGAAGCUUGGCUCAUCACUUCUGCUCCAAGGAGCUACCGGCGAUGUUGUUCAUGAGGCCUUGAUCAAUCGAGUGCAGGCGAGGGAUCUAAAAAGCAUCGUCUUGCUCCUUGAUUUCGGUGCGUCGGUGGAUUAUGAAUGUGGGCGUGCAUUGGUUAUGGCAGUUUUGCUCCAAGAAUUGGAUUAUCUCGUACUGCUCCUUCACCAGCAGCCUAAAAUUAAGUCGGUUAACACAGCCUUUGCCCAUGUGACCAACAUUCCACAUGAUAUACAGUUGGACAUGACUCGCAGACUCCUCGAGGCUGGAGCAACCGGAGCUUCUGUGGAUGUGGUCCUGGAUAUCGCCGUGAAUCUUCCUGUUUGUCAACGUAAUUAUGACUACAUUGAAGCUCUAGUUGAUGGUGGUGCAGAUGUUGGCCAGGGAGAGGGUUCUUUGUUCUACAAAGUCGUCCAGGAUGGAGACGUCAAAGUCCUUGAAAUUUUACUGGGUGGCAAGUUCCCGAAUUCCAUUCUUUUCACAUGCAUCCCACUUGCUAUGAAGCUUGACGAAGAACGAUGUUACAAUAUAUUGGAGAUCCUGCUCGACAAUGGCGCAAACGGCGGUCCUGUGAUUGGCCAGGCUCUGGUUGAUAGCAUCGACGAAGUGAGAGAUUCGUCGAUCCGGGUGACUGAGCUGCUUUUAAAGACUGGGGCCGCGAGCACUGCCUUUAAUAGAGGAGAAGCAUUCAAAAAAGCAACAGUGUGCCGAAGUCUUACGUUUCUGAGGCUUUUGCUUCAAUUUAACCAUCUCGACGAGUCGCAAUUCUGUUCAUGUCUCUUACUCGCCAUAGGUCUCCCUCGCGACCAUGCGAGACUAGGAAAAGAUCAAGCUUUUCCUCGCAAUCCACGUGGACAUGUCAAGCGAACAUUGGACCGCCUCUCUGAACCAUGA
Molecule: messenger RNA, 2037 nt
Organism: Penicillium coprophilum
Lineage: Eukaryota; Fungi; Ascomycota; Eurotiomycetes; Eurotiales; Aspergillaceae
Exons: 1
Coding region: 1-2037 (678 amino acids)
Molecular function (GO): protein binding
Source: RefSeq, a predicted model, not a curated record